AUGCUGAGAAGGGAAGUGUUUUCCAAGGUCAUCUACUUCUCUUUCGAAAGCUUCAGUGAACCGGAAAGGUUCAAUGACUUUCUUGGUAAAACCCAGUUUGUGAGAGAUUUAGGAGGAAAAGAGUGGAGCUUACUCUCUUCCAGAUUGAUCAGAAUUGUGCUGUUGCAGGCAACAGUGUCAUUCAAGGAUGUGACUGUGGAGUUCACCCAGGAGGAGUGGAGGCAGAUGGACUCUGCUCAGAGGACUCUGUACAGAGAUGUGAUGCUGGAGAACUACAGCCACCUCGUCUCAGUGGGGUACUGCUUUACAAAACCAGAACUGAUCUUCACACUGGAACAAGGAGAAGAUCCAUGGCUAUUAAAGAAAGAAUUUCUAAGAAAAACCUCCCCAGAAGACUCCCAACCUAAUCAACUCUCAGAGAAGAGCCUAGAAAACCAAGGCAAAUAUUUGUGGCAAGUUUUAUUCACCAACAAAUCAUUGACUACAGCAGAAGAGAUUUCAGAAAAACCAUGUAAUCUGGACAUAAACAUUUUACCUGCAAGAACAAUGCCCUAUAAAUUUGACACUACAGAGCCUACUUACCUGCAUCUUAGCUCUUUGACUCCACACUGUCAGUAUUCAAGAAAGAAGGCUCAUGAGCUUACUGUAUGUGAGAAAUGGCUCCUCAGUAUUAAGGAGGGCAGAACUAAUAGUGGAGAGAAAUCAUUUGUCUAUAGUAAAAAUGUGAAAUCAUUCAGUCAUAAAGAGAAAGUCAUUCAGCAUCAGGCAGUUCAGACUUUGCAGCAAGCUUCUGAGUACAAUGAAUGUGGAAAAGCUUUCCUUGAAAAGACUGCCCUCAUUACAUCUGGGAGUACCCACCCAAAAGUGAAAUCUUAUAAAUUCAGUAAAUUUGGGGGGAAACAAUGUGAUAAAUCAACUCUUACAGUCUCUCAUAGCAGAGGAAAAGAGUCCAGAGGAAAUCCAGAGGAAAAGAGUCAUUAUGAAUUUAAUGAAUAUCAAUGUACUGAAAAUAAUUUCAGUAGGAUCACUCAAAGAUCUGACACAGAAGGGAAACCUUUCAGCCAAAAAUCACAUACUAGAGAACAUCAGAAAAUUCAUAUAGGAGUGAAACCCUUGGAAUAUGGAAAGAAUUUCAGCCAUAAUCCAGCCCUCCCAGUGCAUCAGAUAACUCAUACAACAGACAAAUUCUCUGAUUAUGACACAUGUACAGAGACCUCAGGUUGCCAGUCAGCUUUCAACAUACAUCAGAGAACUCACAUAACAGUGAAACCCUUUGAAUGUAAUGAAUGUGGAAAAUCCUGUACUAUGAAUUCAUUCCUGAUUCAGCCUCUGGAAAGUCACACAGGGGAGAAAACCUACAAAUGUCAUGCAUGUGGGAAAGCUUUCAGUGAGAAGUCACGCCUAAGAAAACAUCAGAGAACUCACACAGGAGAGAAACCCUAUAAAUGUGAUGGUUGUGAGAAGGCUUUCAGUGCAAAGUCAGGUCUAAGAAUACAUCAGAGAACUCACACAGGGGAGAAACCCUAUGAAUGUAAUGAAUGUGGGAAAUCUUUCAACUAUAAGUCAAUCCUUAUAGUACAUCAGAGAACUCACACAGGGGAGAAACCCUUUGAAUGUAAUGAAUGUGGAAAAUCUUUCAGCCACAUGUCAGGCCUAAGAAAUCACCGGAGGACUCACACAGGGGAAAGACCAUAUAAAUGUGAUGAAUGUGGGAAAGCUUUCAAACUGAAGUCGGGUCUAAGAAAACAUCAUAGAACUCACACAGGGGAGAAGCCCUAUAAAUGCAAUCAAUGUGGGAAAGCUUUUGGUCAGAAAUCACAACUUAGAGGACAUCAUAGAAUUCACACAGGGGAGAAACCCUAUAAAUGUAAUCAUUGUGGGGAAGCUUUUAGCCAGAAGUCAAACCUCAGAGUGCAUCACAGAACUCACACUGGGGAGAAACCCUAUAAAUGUGAUGAGUGUGGAAAAACUUUCAGGCAGAAAUCAAAUCUCAGAGGACAUCAGAGAACUCACACAGGGGAGAAACCCUAUGAAUGUAAUGAAUGUGGAAAAGCUUUCAGUGAAAAGUCAGUCUUAAGAAAACAUCAGAGAACUCACACAGGAGAGAAACCCUAUAAUUGUAAUCACUGUGGAGAAGCUUUCAGCCAGAAGUCAAACCUCAGAGUACAUCAGAGAACUCACACAGGGGAGAAACCCUAUAAAUGUGAUAAAUGUGGGAAAACUUUCAGCCAGAAAUCAAGCCUUAGAGAACAUCAGAAAGCUCACACAGGGAGUUAAAUAUAUGAAUGUAAAGAAUAUGGAAAAACUUUGAGCCAGAAAUCAAAUCUCACAAUAUAUCAGAAAACUCACACUGCAGAAAAGGUUUGGGAAUGUAGUAAAAAUGAUCUGGGCUCCAGGUAUCAAUACAGGGAGUUAAUCUUAUUAUGCCCUCUUUAUCCCCGGCCUCCCCGCCGCACGCCGGCCUCCAACACACCCGAAAUCCGCGAGGAGUCGCGCUGUUUUCAUGGGAAAUGUAGUCCUGAAGGCCACGGCUCCCCGCGCGGCCUUCUGGGAACGGAUAUCCUGGACUUUUCCCUGCGCAUGUGCAGUCAACCCUACUUUCCUGCUUCCGCCCUCUACGGCCGUGCGGGGUUGGCCCGUUUGCCCUCAGGUGAGAGGAGCGGGGCGGGGGUUUCUGGGCUUCCGUGCGCCUGGCGGGGGCGGGGUGGGCUUGUGGCCUGA
Odobenus rosmarus divergens (Pacific walrus) is the source of this 2721-nucleotide messenger RNA. RefSeq names its product zinc finger protein 782 (gene ZNF782). Gene Ontology annotation, biological process: negative regulation of transcription by RNA polymerase II. The transcript is spliced from 6 exons. The record is from RefSeq and is a predicted model, not a curated record. Lineage: Eukaryota; Metazoa; Chordata; Mammalia; Carnivora; Odobenidae. Gene Ontology annotation, molecular function: DNA-binding transcription repressor activity, RNA polymerase II-specific.